AUGUGGCAAGGGUUUAACCAUGGAAAUUAUGUACAUAGGCGAAGAAGUACGGCGUGUAGUGGUGUUGGGAAGGCUCGGAAGGGGGGUAUCGUGAGGGAAGGAUACUUCACAGCAUUGCCCCCCCACCCCCCUCUUGUGCUCGCUAUGAAGAGGAAGGGUGUAGAGGGGUUGAUUUUUUCUUCUUCAUGGAACAUGUUUGAUAUUCUGUUCUGGAAAAUAUAG
Messenger RNA from Bipolaris victoriae FI3, 222 nucleotides. RefSeq lists its product as hypothetical. NCBI's taxonomy places the organism in Eukaryota, Fungi, Ascomycota, Dothideomycetes, Pleosporales, Pleosporaceae. The coding region runs from base 1 to 222 and encodes 73 amino acids. The record is from RefSeq and is a predicted model, not a curated record. The transcript has a single exon.